AUGGGCAUUUUCAACCAUCAACAAUUGAUGGGCCCUUCAUUUCAGUUCUCUUCUCUUCUGAAGAGGUUUUUUGUUGUUUUUUUGUUUUUUUUUGUUUUUUGUUUUGGGGUUUUGCAAAUAAAAUAA
Messenger RNA from Trypanosoma brucei brucei TREU927, 126 nucleotides. RefSeq lists its product as hypothetical. The transcript has a single exon. Bases 1 to 126 code for a protein of 41 amino acids. Lineage: Eukaryota; Euglenozoa; Kinetoplastea; Trypanosomatida; Trypanosomatidae. The record is from RefSeq and is a predicted model, not a curated record.